UGUACCGGCCAGUGGGUGCGCCUCCCUCAGCACCACAGGAAGGCACUCUAAGGCAGACAAUUAUCCGUCUGCCUCAGCCUCUCUCUAUGUCUGUGUCUGCCGUGUCUAUUUAAACUCUUUUAUGUGUCGGUAAUAUUACUUGGUAGUUAAGAUGGCGACCAACAAGGCACCGGGACUAUUUUCUUACAGUAAUUUGGUCCAUGCAGUGGCCGGAGGAUGUGGUUCUGCUGUGGCUAUGUCUACACUUUUCCCUCUUGAUACUGUGAGAACAAGAUUACAGUUAGAGGAAGGUCGGAGAAAGAGCAGCAUACUCUCUCUUUUACGAGAGAUUUACAAAGAGGAAGGCUUAGCUGGGUUGUACCGAGGGCUACUUCCUGUGAUUGAGUCGUUAUAUUGCUCCAAUUUUGUGUACUUUUACACAUUCCAUGGCCUCAAGAGAAUUGCCAAUGAAGACAAGUCAGCAUUAAGAGAUCUCCUCUUAGCUAUGGUAGCAGGUUCAGUUAAUGUCAUGACAACCAAUCCCUUAUGGGUUGUGAAUACAAGGUUGAAGAUGCAGGGUGCGAAAGUGAUUACCAGCCAACACACAGCUACGAGAAGAUACAAGGGCAUGUUAGAUGGUCUUUUACGAGUAGGACGUGAAGAAGGUGUGUCUGGCCUUUGGUCUGGGGCUUGUUCGUCCCUCAUCCUCACGAUCAACCCAGCAAUUCAGUUCAUGGCAUACGAAGCCAUGAAGAGGCAAAUGCAGACCAUGUACAAGUCGCAGGAGCUCAAUUCACUGGUGGUCUUUGGUGUGGGGGCUGCGGCCAAGGCAUUAGCAACAGUCCUUACCUACCCCAUACAGCUGGUCCAGGCUAAACAAAGGCACGGGCACAACUAUGAAGGAUUGCCACAGAAGGCUGGACUGAUUCCACUCUUGCUAUACAUUAUGAGGGUCCAUGGUUUCAAGGGAUUGUUCAAAGGGCUGGAGGCAAAGAUCCUGCAGACGGUGCUCACUGCUGCUCUCAUGUUUGUUUGCUAUGAGAAAAUUGCCUCAAUUGUCUUCGCCAUUUUGAUGGGAAAUAGGAAGAUGGCUGUGAAGAAAUAGAUAGAAAUCCUGGUUGUGUUUCAGCUUUAAUGAAGCUUAUCAGUUAGCAUAGAAAGGAAGAGUAAUUUUUUUCUCUCUCUCAUUGGAAAGUAUGGAUUGGAUGGGAAUAUUGAGAUACAAGUAUAUAUGUGUAUAUAGGUGUAUUCGCACUGUGUAUUGCCUUUUAUGAUAUUUUGCUUCUAGAAGUGUGUAAGACAUUUUUUUCAGUAUGAUUAUUUAAAGAGUGUUUUAGAAAAUCUUUGCGAAGAUUACUUGAUGUAUAUAAUCAAGAUUGCCAUACUUUCAUGCUAUUUCAAAGGACUGCAAUUUGUGCUAAUUUGCACCUUUUUAAUUGCAUUUUGUAAUUAUAAUUGAAAGUCAAGAUUUUUUAUUUUUAUUUUGUAAUUAUUCAAAGAAUUAUAUAUAUUUUUAUUCCCUGAAAUGGGCCCAAAGGACAGUUGCAUUUUAAGUGUUCUGAAAUGUCAUAUUUACAUUUAUAUGUAUUGUGAGAGAGUGAGUGAGUGAGUGUGAGUGUGUGUGGGUAUGGGUGUGGGUGUGCGUGUGUGCAUGCGUGUGUGUGGGUGUCUUUUCUUUGGAUCAGAUGUUUCAUGUUCACUAGUAUAUCACUACGUAAGGAUCUCUACACCAGUGUUUAACACAUAAUUUCCAGAUUCCAAGUAGUCACAAAAAGUAUAUAUCUUUAUACUUUUAAAAAAAUGCAGUCUGUAGAUUUGCCUGAUUUAACUUAAUUCAAUUACUAGGUUACUUUUGCAGGGUAUCAAUCCUUUUUUCUUUUUCUUUUCUUCUUCUUUCUUUUUAUUUAAAGAUACAAAAUUAUUUUUAAAUUCCCUGAAAGUAAUUUUGUCCUGCCAGAUACUCAGGGAAAAUGUCUUUUAAUAUUGAUUAAAUAGUAAAAUUAUAUAAGCAACACAGCAAAUAUAAACUGGUUCACAAGUAAUGAGUGAAAAUACCAGUGUGUUAACAAUAUGGGUUUAGUGAUAACAGUAGGUGAUCUCUUACAAAUUCAUUUUUUGAAGACGGAAAAUCUAGCUUUGAAAUAUUAAGUUAAUUUUGGUAAAUACACACCUGUGACUGCAUUGUACUGAAGGGGACCGCCAACAUAAUCUUUGGGGGAAAUGUAAUUUUAGGUGAAUCUGAUUUUUUAAUUUUAUUUUUUCAUUUUUGGCAUCCUUUGUGUAUUCUUUAAAGUUGUUACUAUAACCCCCAAAAUCUGAAGAAUAUUAUCUAAUAUUGAUACUUCCCUAUUGAGUUAUUCAGAAAAAAAAACUUAGUGCAUUGCUUCUGAAAUAGUUGUCUGAAGUUACGCUUUAGGUAUCUUCCACAUCCCACUUUGUUUUCUGUUGUCGUUACAGGCUGGAAGAAAAUGGGCCUUUGUGGGAGCACACUUAUGAUCUUUUUAUCACUGAAUAUCUUAAAGGUUUAUUUUCAUUACCUUUCAUUAGGAAGCAGUACAGGUUACUGGGAAGAAAAUGUUUACAUAGUUCUAUAAACAAAAAAACAAAAACAAAAACAAACAAAAAGUGUGCUGGUUCCCAUAGGCAACACACACAGCUUUUAGAUGCUUCAAUAGCUUAUUGAUUUUCAUACUUUUUAAUAAGAACCUUUCUUCCUUAAGAGUUUGUAAAAACUUUCAUUUGCCUCACUUGUGCAAAUGAUGUAUUUACUUCUUCAUAUGGAUAGCAGAAUGACAAUUGUGAAGAGGAAAUUAUUUUUUGGUUUGACUGGGAUAUAGACAUGAUUAAAACUUUAUUAUAACAAUGUUUACCAUGUGUAAGGUGUUAUUCAUUUUUAUAUUAUCCUAAUUAUUAGAUAUUGAAAUGGCUUGUAGGAAAAUUAUCACUUUGCUGUACAGAAUUGAGCUUUUUGCAAAGGCACUACAAAAACGUUACUAAAUUUUAAAACAAGAUUAAAUUAAAUUUUGUAAGGUCACAAUACCUUGGAAGGUUGAGAUGAAAAUGAUUUUUAAUUUUUAUGCCUUAUUUAUUCUUAUUCAUGUGAAAUAACUGAAACUUCAUAUUAGUAACAUUGGUUUGAUUACUUGUUCGUCAUUUUAGGGAAUAUACUAGAUUUGAUUUAUAGAAUUUACUUUGAGUGCCUAUUUAGAUAUUAAAAAUUAUUAAUAAAUAGAAUGAUAAAAGUGUGCAUAAGGAAUAUGUUUAGUGAUACAUUUAAGUGUAUAUCAUGGAAGGAACAAAUUGUGAUGAGAUUAUAGUGUAUGAUUUACAUAUUUAUGUAUAUGUAUUUAUAUGACAGUUAUGACAUACAUAGAACAUAUGAAACAAAGUUAAAUAGUUUUUAAUAUUUACUUUUCCUCAUGGAUUCAUUAUCACAUUUUUGUUUUUAAUUGUCUGUGAUUUAUUUGUGAUGUUUGUGGUGGCAGGUGAGAAAAAUUGUUGCAAUUUGCAGUUUGAAUAUUAUUUCACUGAUAUUCUAUGAAAAGGGUUAAAGAUAUUUGUAAAAUAUAAAAAAGCUAUCUUCUAAAGAUGCUAAUGUUUAUGGCAAAGGUAUCAGAGUAAUAGUAUUAAUAGCAGUAAAAACUUUUUUUCUAUAUUUUUUCUUUUGGAUAUAUGUAUUACGCAUUUAGUUGCAAUGAUUUGUUUUAGGAAAAUUAUAAAACUACUGUCUGUAAAAUCAAUUCAGUCUCAUAUACAAAAUUAUACAUAGAUAUGAUUUUUAAAUUAACAUUCAUAAAUAAAGCAAUUUAUUUCUA
Penaeus vannamei (Pacific white shrimp) is the source of this 3794-nucleotide messenger RNA. RefSeq names its product Peroxisomal Membrane Protein 34 (gene PMP34). Gene Ontology annotation, cellular component: peroxisomal membrane. Gene Ontology annotation, biological process: transport. The record is from RefSeq and is a predicted model, not a curated record. Gene Ontology annotation, molecular function: NAD transmembrane transporter activity; FMN transmembrane transporter activity; ADP transmembrane transporter activity. NCBI's taxonomy places the organism in Eukaryota, Metazoa, Arthropoda, Malacostraca, Decapoda, Penaeidae.